GUUAAGCAUUAGUCAAAAUAUUUCAUACAUUUUAACUUAUUAAAUAGAAUCAUUAGGUGUGCACAUGCUUUUAGAGAACAAUGACAAAGUACAUCUGGUCUUUCUUCCUCAUCCUUUUUUUAAAACUUUACUUAUUUAGUUGGCAUUUGGUCGCUGAAUUCUCACCGGUGAUACAAACUACCAAAGGACCGGUUAAGGGUCUCGUUUUUACGACCAUCAGAGAAUCCAAGAAAUAUCAUUCCUACAGAGGUAUCCCUUAUGGCAAAUCACCAGUUGGCCAUCUUCGAUUUAGAGCACCUGUCGAGGUAGAUCCAUGGUCCAAAGUGUUCGAUGCUACAAAGGAUGGUCCUAAUUGUCCACAAAUAUAUAAUGAAACAUUUAUCGGCCAAGAGGAUUGUCUGAAUCUCAAUGUCUACACUCCGCAGCUUCCUAAAGAUGAAAAUGACAGUAAUCUCAAAGCUGUUAUGUAUUGGAUUUUUGCGGGUGCCCUCGUUGAUGGAACACCUUCGAAAUUGUAUCACUCUCCUGAUUAUCUUAUCGAAGAGGAUAUCGUAGUCGUCGUUGUUAAUUACCGAUUGGGUGCCCUUGGAUUUUUAGCGCUGCAACAUCAAAAUGCAACUGGUAACGCUGGUCUGAAAGAUCAAAACCUUGGUCUGAGAUGGGUUCGCGACAACAUAGCAAAAUUUGGUGGUGAUCCAAACAAGGUGACGAUAGCUGGCGAAAGUUCUGGUAGCCUGAGUGUAGGUUAUCACAUACUUUCAGAGAAAUCGAAAGGUCUGUUCCGUAGUUCAAUUGCGAUGAGUGGGGUACCAUUAUGGUCCAGUGCAUUCAGUACACCAGAACAUACAACACAAAGAGCUUACGAAUUUGCUAAGAAACUUGGAUCCACGGCUACUAACGUUGACGAGUUACUUGAAUUUUAUUAUCAAGUCGAUGUAAAAAAUUUAACUAAAACGAUUGCAAACACAAUACAAAUAGAUAUUCCGUUGAGGCCAACUCUGGAGAAUCCAAAUUACGGUCCAGAUUGGUUCAUAACUGAAUGCUCAUUAAAGAAAUACUAUUCUGGAAAUUAUAAUCAUGGACCUCAUAUGUUAGGCUAUACCAAAGACGAAAUUAUUACAUUCCUAAAAACAAAAAAAGAUAUUUAUAAAAAUAUGAAACUUUCAUGGCAAUACGCUUUUGAACUUGGAGUUACAAAACUCGACAUGCCAAAUAUAGAGUAUGGUAUAACGAAUGCCACUUUACAUCAAAUCAUAAAGACUAUUUCGGAAGUUCUCUUUAUAUCUCCUAUAGAUUACACACAAAAAUUAAUGUCAAAAUUCGACGAUCCUAUUUAUUAUUAUCGAUAUAAUUUCGUUUAUGACAAACCGCUACACAAAGUCGUAUUAGGCUCUAACUUGAUCGGUGCGGGACACGGUGACGAUAUUGAAAUGAUAUUUUAUUCAGAUUUAUUCCAAGUAAAUCCCAAGGCAAACAACAGGAUGACGCUGCUACAACGAAGGAUGACUCGUUUGUGGACGAAUUUUAUUAAAUACGGAAAUCCAACUCCGAAUGGUACCAACGAUGCUUUACUGAACGUUGUAUGGCCAGAUUCAAAAAAAUCUGGUGAAAUGUUGUGGUUGAACAAUGAUUUGAGCGUACAUAAUCGGUACAAGACUUUGAUUAUGAAUGUAGUUGAAAGUAACUUGAAAUUUUUCGGCGGUAUUAUUAACGGGUGUAAUAUAAAGUGGAAUAAAAUCUAAAUAACGUACAACGUUAACUAUGAAUUAUUGUUAACUCUAUAUAUAUGUUAAAUAAUAAUUUUGGUAAAUCGUUCAUUUCAUUCAUAUUGUAAUUUUAUUGUGAUAUAUUUAAUAUUGUAACAAUCUAUCAUUAAAUCAUCCUACAGUCGAACUACUUCUAACGUUGAAGAAUAAAUUUAUCGAUUGAUGCAAGAUCCAGGUAAAUAAAUAAAAAGAAAUAUUAAAAA
Molecule: messenger RNA, 1969 nt
Organism: Vespula pensylvanica (western yellowjacket)
Lineage: Eukaryota; Metazoa; Arthropoda; Insecta; Hymenoptera; Vespidae
Product: juvenile hormone esterase-like
Exons: 10
Coding region: 81-1742 (553 amino acids)
Source: RefSeq, a predicted model, not a curated record